UAUGGUGAUUCUGAAUUUGGAAGUAAAGCAGAACCAAAAACAGAAAAAGAACCGUUGCUGCCUGGAAACCCUUAUGCUGCUACUAAAUGAAUAUUAUGUCCAUUUAUAUCAACAACUUUAUGGGCUUCCAUUGUGUACUUUAAGAAUAAAUAAUAUUUAUGGCCCUAAUCAAUGGGAUGUUAAGCUAGUUCCUCGAUUUAUUGAAAUUGCCCGGAAAGGAGGUAAAUUCCCUGUACAGGGAAGUGGAGACCAGCUUCGAUCAUGGUUGUAUGUUGACGAUGCUUCUGAAGGUAUCCGGUUAGCAGUUGAAAAAGGAGGAAUUGGAGAGAUUUACAAUCUGGGCACCUAUGUUGAGUUGAAUGUAAAACAAGUAGCAGAUCGUGUCCAGGCGGAAGUCAAUCGUCAAUUAGGCGUUCAAGGAGAAGUAGAAUUUGAAAAAAUUCAAGACCGUCCUUACAACGACCAACGAUAUUUAAUUGACUAUUCUAAAGCUAAAGAAGAGUUGGGAUGGGAACCGAAAAUGUCGUUUGAGGAAGGCCUUGCACUCGCUGUCACUUCACAUUUACGCACCAAAACUGAACCUGAGCAAAAAUUGUCUGUUAUAAUUUAUGGAGGUAAAGGAUGGGUUGGGCUUCAAGUUCAGCAAGUACUUGAGGAAAAAAGUAUACCAUAUGUCUUGGCUAAAUGCAAAAUUGGAAUUGAUUCAGAGGAAAACGUAAUCGAGGAACUUCUCCAAUUGCGUGGAACUCACGUCCUUUGCUGUACGGGAAGAACACAUGGAGGGAAUUAUAAAACGAUUGAAUAUUUAGAAGGGGGACCCGAAAAAGAUUUUGAAAAUAUUAGAGACAAUCUUUACUGUCCUCUAGCUUUGGCUAUAAUUUGUAAAAAAUUGGGACUUCACUAUAGCUAUAUAGGCACAGGAUAUUUAUUUGCUUACGACGAAGGAAGGCACAAAGUUGGAGGUGUACCUUUCAGUGAAAAAGAUCUGCCUACGUUCUUUGGAAAUUCUUAUUCUGUCGUAAAAGGCUUCACUGAUAGAAUGAUCCAACGGCUUAACUAUCAAGAAUGUUUAAACGCUCGUAUCACACUUCCAUUAAAUUUUGAUUUGGAAAGUGACCGAAAUUUGCUCUCAAAAAUUAUAAAAUAUAGGCAAAUUUUCGACAUACCAGUUUCAAUCACUAUAAUGCCUGAUUGCUUGCCUGCUUUAAUCCAGUUAAUGAUUAAACGACAUACGGGUACUAUAAACUUGGUCAAUCCUGUACCUAUAAGUCUGGCAACAAUUUUGGAUUUGUACAGGGAGGUUGGAAAACUUUUUAAUAUUUUCUUUCAAGUAAUAAACAGUGCUGGGGUGGUGCUGGGGGUAUUGGCCGUUUUGUGUCUCCGACUCCGACCCUUUUUAAAUUCACGACUCAGACUAAUGAAAUUUCAAGAUCUUAGCAUUGUAGCAAGCUCCCGGAGCCAUAUUUGUUGUUGUUUGGGGUUUUUAGGAAGUGAAGAGAAGCUGAAGAAUUUUUUUCUUCGGUUCGGUUCAACUGAGGAAUUUUUGAUUCGCCGGAACCGAACCGAAGAACUCUCUUCCUCAAACCGAUGAACAGACUCUCUCUCUCUCUCUUUCUCUCUCUCAUCCCCUCUUUAAAUCGGAAUUUUGGCAUCGAUCUAAUCAAUAUAAUGAAGAAGGAUCAUAUUAUUAUUAUUAUUAUUUCCCUAAAUUUCCCAAAUUUUUCAGCAUUUUGACUCUUCCCUUCCCGAAUUUGAACGUAUUUCAAUUGAAUCUGAAUUAGGACAACAAUUAUACGCAACUAAAGGAAACUGUGCUUUGGACACUUCACUUUUGGAAAGUUUGUGUCCUGUUA
Meloidogyne enterolobii is the source of this 1853-nucleotide messenger RNA. The record is from the annotation of a GenBank genome assembly. NCBI's taxonomy places the organism in Eukaryota, Metazoa, Nematoda, Chromadorea, Rhabditida, Meloidogynidae.